Molecule: messenger RNA, 678 nt
Organism: Seriola dumerili (greater amberjack)
Lineage: Eukaryota; Metazoa; Chordata; Actinopteri; Carangiformes; Carangidae
Product: tyrosinase-like
Exons: 2
Coding region: 1-678 (225 amino acids)
Molecular function (GO): oxidoreductase activity
Source: RefSeq, a predicted model, not a curated record
AUGUGUUGCCCCCUCUGGAAUGGGUCAACUUGUGGGUUUAGCUCAGGGCGAGGAGUCUGUGCACCACAUCCUGCAAGGGACCUCCCAAAGCCAGAGGACUACAGGGUGAACUGGCCUCGUGUUUUCUAUGAUUCAGUAUGUACAUGCUGGGGGAACUAUGAUGGAUUUGACUGUGGUCAGUGCCUCCCGGGUUGGAGGGGACCCCAGUGUCUGCAAAGGUAUCACGUGGAGAGGAAAGAAAUAACAGAUCUGACGGAUUCUGAGAGGGAGACCUUCCUCUCAAACCUGCACCAGGCAAAACAGAGCCCCAGCAGCCGCUACAUGAUCCUCACAAGCAAUGACACAACAGUGGACGGGAACUACGCAUUUCACAACACAAGUGUCUAUGAUUUGUAUGUGUGGAUGCACUACUACUCAGCUAAGAGUUACGCUGGUUCUGAAAGUAAUGCUGCACACAGAGGCCCUGCUUUCCUCUUCUGGCACCGAAUGUUCCUACUCUUCAUUGAGAGGGAGAUCAGGGAGCUCACAGGGAACCAAGAUUUCUACAUCCCAUACUGGGACUGGACCAGAACCAACCACUGCAACAUCUGCACCAACAAGUACUUUGGGGGAGUUGGCCAAGAUGGCCACCAUAUGUCCAUUUCAGGAAAGUCUUGGUAUAAUCUGCAUCCACACUGA